CAUGCGUGAGCCAGAGAAGUGCGUUUUAGAAUGAUUACUAGUGGUUGCCAGCGGAGAGACAGAUUAUACAGCUCUACACAACUGUUGUUUUAAUCCCCUGGGCGAGGAGAUUUAGCAAAGAAAAAACACUGGUUUUAAACCCAGCAGCCAUAUUGUAUGGAAAAACGACGGAAAGACUCCUCGUUUCAGAAAAGUCGUGUUCUCAGACAUCUCUGUCAAGACUUUUGGGGACUUUAAUUGUUUUUCCUACUGGCGGCGCUGGGUUUCUUUCGGACAUCUAGCUAGUUUGCCAGCUGGUUGAGGAAUUCAGACAUUGGGACUAAUUUUGAGUCAUUUAAAACACUAUUGUUGUAUUGUCUUUGGUUUAAAAGUGUUAAAUUAACCGUGUAAAACAUGAAGGACCGAUUGGAGCAACUGAAAGCGACGUGUGAUCAAGAUGAUGAUGAGGUGGAGAUUGCUAUGGACAACGCAGCCUUCAUGGACGAAUUCUUCUGUCAGAUUGAGGACAUCAGAAGCAGUAUUGAUAAAAUUGAUGAGAAUGUGGCGGAAGUCAAAAAGCUUUUCUCAGUCAUCCUGUCUGCUCCCACAUCAGAUCAGAAAACACAAGAUGAUUUGGAGGCAAUCACCAAUGACAUAAAGAAGAUGGCCAACAAUGCAAGAAACAAACUCAAGACCAUUGAGAGGAAUCUGGAGGCAGAGGAGCAGGAGAGGGUGUCGGCUGACAUGCGAAUACGUAAAUCACAGCAUGCAGUGCUGUCCAGGAAGUUUGUGGAGGUAAUGACAAAGUAUAAUGAAGCCCAGGUGGACUUCAGGGAGAGGAGUAAAGGACGCAUUCAGAGACAACUAGAGAUCACUGGAAAAGCAACAACAGAUGAGGAACUGGAGGAGAUGUUGGAGAGUGGCAAUGCUGCUGUAUUUACUGCAGGGAUUGUGGACGCUGGGGUCUCUAAACAAGCCCUGAGUGAGAUUGAAGCAAGACACAAAGACAUUGUCCGUCUGGAAAGUAGCAUCAAGGAGCUGCACGAUAUGUUUGUAGACAUUGCAAUGCUGGUGGAGAGCCAGGGUGACAUAGUUGACAACAUUGAGCAGAAUGUAUCAAAGUCAGUGGACCACAUAACAGUAGCUAAGGAGCAGACCAAAAAAGCUGUAAGGCAUCAGACCAAAGCACGCAAGGGUGGAAUGAUUGACAGGAUCGAGAGCAACAUGGACCAGUCAGUGGGCUUUGUGGAGCGGGCCGUAGCAGAUACUAAAAAAGCUGCAAAGUUUCAGCAAGAAGCUCGUCGUAAAAUGGUGAUAAUAGUGGUGGUUGUGCUGGUUUUGCUGGCCAUUUUAGCUCUCAUAAUCGGGUUGUCAGUGGGAUUGAAGAGAAGCUGAUGAGCUAUUUGAAUAAGAGGAGAGCUAAGGAAGAUGAUCAUAAUUGGUGUAGUCUGUGCUGUAGUUGUUCUCAUCCUCCUCAUCAUCAUCCUCACCCAGACACUAUAACAAGACUGCUGGCAUUAUCAGUUUAUUCAUCAUCCACUCCACCAUAUCCUCCUACAGCAAAACAUGGAUUGGGAUCACUCCAUUUGGAUAUGAUCAUAUUUAACCUGCAGAUGUACAACAAGAAAACCGUUGUCCAAUCAGAACUGCCCUUCCCGGUCUGUAAGGAUCUGUUUGACUCCCUCAGUGGCUUGGACAGUUGAGGAUGUUCUGCUGCAAAUGAGGAAAUAAAACUGAAGCUGACAUGAGGUGCAUUACCUGUUGUAGCUCUGCGGAGGUGAAAAGAGAAUUGAAAAAUAACCAAUCAUAAUGUCACUAAACCUUUCACUGCCCAACAUACACUUUCAAAGAAUCAGCCUGGAAUUGUUUGUCAUCUGAAACUGAUUUUAAUGUCCAGUAUGUGGGAACCUUGUAGAAGCACAUCAUCUCCCUUAUCAUUAAUUCUUGCCUUUAUGAGCCUUAAAACAUUUUCUGAUUGAAAAGCUAGCUACUGUGUGUUCACUGUAUUGGGAUUUUGUUGGUUUUAGGAGGUGUUCCAGCACUUUCACAUUUCAAAAUAUGUCUAUAUCUGUAAUUAAGGUCAGAUGAUCAUGUGAAUAAUAUAAUUAUUAUUUUGUGUGUCGUCGAUUUAUCCAGCCCUGAAUAUGACUCGGUUCUUUAUCUUGGAGGAUAGGUGUGCACGCUUAUGACUCUUUAGUUUGUAGAGCCCAGUGGUUCUAAUUUUAAAUAUGACGGUGCUCACAGAAACACAUUUCAUGGACAGGUGAAGCUAAGCUAUGCAAAAAAACAUGCAUUCAUUGCUUUAAAAUUAUCCUAACACUUUGAGAAAUGCCUCAUAUUUGUUUUGUAUUUCUGCUAAGUUUGUAACAAUGUUAGCCAUCUUGACCUUCAACAUACUAUAUAUAGACAAGAUUGCCUUCCCUUUUAAAAUGAUGUUUUAGUACCAAAGAGAGUUUGGUAGUAACACUAUUUCAAUUUCAGUGCCAGAACAGUCUAAGAAGUAAGUUAAAGUAUUACAUUUAUUAUACGUUGUGAUGAUAUUCCUAAUUAAGUUGCAUAUGAGGAUCUAGCGUACAGUAAGGCCUCCCUGACUGGUGGCUCCUUACUGGUGUUACAUGCAUUUCCUGGCAUAUUUAAAUACAAGUCACUAUAUUUUGUCAACUUACGCAUCAUUUGCCAGUUUAUAAGGCACAACUAUAUGAAACUAAUGCAUUCUAAUACACCGGCCUGCAAUAAAUCCUGUUGUCAUGAAGGUUACAAUGUAAUAUUUUAGUUUAAAGAGCUUUAGAGCUAUUUUGGUUAAACUUAAUUAACAGAGGUUUGCAGGUGCAAACUUCUUUGUGUAAACAUUUAGGAACAGCAGCACUAAGUUCAACCUACAAAGAAACCAUAAAGCACAUAUCUAAAGCGGUUUCAACCUGAACUGUAAAUGAUCACGAAAUGAUGAAAAAUCAGUACAUACUUUAUCAACUUUAUCUAGCCCUGACAAAAUCAAAUGUUAUUUUACAUAAAUCUUUGAAAAUGUCAACUAACCAAAACAAAUGCAGAAAUUACUUAUUGCAGGGCUUUUCUAUUAGACUGCAUUAGUUUUACAUGUAGCUAGGUGUGACUAAUAAAUUGGGUUUUACUGGUUGGUCGGCAUCAUUUCAGUAGGUCGUUUUUUUUUCUGGUAAGAAGGAAUGUGUCUCACAGUUUAUUGAACCACAAUGCACAUGUCACCCAGAGGCUUUAAUCAGGCAAUUCAAGCAGGUGAAUUCAAUUGUGCAUGCAAUGACUGUAUUAGAGACACUAUUUCCACUUAUUAAAGAGACCAGUAAUGAACACAUGUUGGGGUUUUGUAGUGCAAAGAUGUAAUUUGUAAAAAUUUCCAGUGCAUUAUGAUGACCACCAUCACUGAGCGAAGUCUUUGUUUCUGUUAGACCAGAGCCUGAAUGGUUCCUUUUGAUUCUGGUUGUGCAGUGAGUGCCCUCCCCAGCGUGGUCUUUUGAACACACCGUCUGCUCUUUUGGCUUCUGCCCUUGCCUGUUUAAUGCUUCUAUUCAAGCCUUGUUCUUCACACCACUUUAGCCAUGAGUAUGGACUGCAAUAAGAGAAGGAGGAGAACACUGAAGCUGUUGUACACCGUUUUAAAUUAAGAUGAAUAUAGUUUUUAUUAAAAAUUAAAGAUUUUAUGUUUUCUAACAACUUGGUUCACUCGUGUUUCCUUGCAAUCUUAUGCCUGUCCCUUUGUGAGUGACAGAAGGUAAAUAUGUAACUGAAUUUUUAAACUUUUUGAUGACUGCAUGUUAUGGAGGAGCAGUGUGAAUGUUUUUAUGGGAUGGUAGUAGCUGUUGUCAGCAGAUUGUUAAUGCAGCAUGUGUUGCAAAGUACAGUUUUUAAGACAAGUGUCCAAAGGAGGUAAGUUUUUAACCUUUUUUCUCUCUUUAUACACACACACUCUCACACACCCUAAUCACCUGUGACCCUUUGUUCUCCUGAAUCAUUUCCUCACACCAGUGGCCAUUAAUGUGAAUAAUUGUAAAGCCUAAUUCCAGUGAUUGCUGCCCUCUGACUCCUGUCUAUUUUCUUUUAUUAAAUCUACAGAAAAAGAUGAUGAUUACAUUGUGUUGUUCCAUAAUUGGAAUCGUCGUGUUCUCCUAUAUCUACAGCUUCUUCUCAUGAAAGGUUUUACACAGGUAAAACACCCGCAUCAGCCUUUAACACUAUGUAUUCAAUUCUUUCACAUUGUGUUGAAAUAAUGUCAUAUUUUUUUGUCUUUGUGUUGUUUAAAGGGAAAAGAUAAACCAAGUUUCCUGAGGUGCUCCCCAGUUUUACCCUGACCAAUAUUUGAAUGAUUUCAAAUGUAAUAAUAUUCAAAAAAAAAAAAGAAAAAAGAGAAAUGAAACCAUAAUGUCCCUGUGCACUUGACCUUUUAUUAAUCAUUUGCAUUUAAAUGAUUUUCUCGCUGUAUACAGUGUUUUAAAAUGUGUAAUAAAUGUGUAGAUUUUACUCAGUCUGCCUGUUCAUAACCAGAUGGUUCAACCUGUGACAUAUAAUCAUUUUGGACCACUCUGGUUGACUGUAGUAUAACGCCCCCUGGUGGUGCAUAGAGGGAGUCGUUUUUAUUUAUUAACAGGAAAUUAUUUCAAAGGAUCCUUAAACUUUGAUUAAUCUUGUUUUUGUUUGCUGUCUUUGGCUCUAAAAUACCUUUCACGAUCAAAAACAUAAUUGUGCUCUGUUAAAAAAAAUAUCCAAUUAAGUAGCAUUUUCUGACAUAUUUGUUGUCAUAAUUUGAUUAAAUUGUGUGUGAUUUUGUUGUGCGUGAUCUGUCUGUAUGCAUAUGUGCUGAUGAAAUGCUCGAUGGUCGUUUCUGCCACUCGCUCACUGGCUGUGUCAACCCAGUAAUGCCUGUUAUGUAAUAAAAGAUUUUUGUGCGUUGUACCAAG
This is a messenger RNA of Etheostoma spectabile (orangethroat darter), 4904 nucleotides long. It is a transcript of the gene stx3b, whose product is annotated as syntaxin 3b. Lineage: Eukaryota; Metazoa; Chordata; Actinopteri; Perciformes; Percidae. Gene Ontology annotation, biological process: exocytic insertion of neurotransmitter receptor to postsynaptic membrane; intracellular protein transport; vesicle fusion. The coding region runs from base 394 to 1374 and encodes 326 amino acids. The transcript has 12 exons. The record is from RefSeq and is a predicted model, not a curated record. Gene Ontology annotation, molecular function: SNAP receptor activity; SNARE binding. Gene Ontology annotation, cellular component: endomembrane system; postsynapse; SNARE complex.